This is a messenger RNA of Colletotrichum higginsianum IMI 349063, 2010 nucleotides long. RefSeq names its product Histidine acid phosphatase. Lineage: Eukaryota; Fungi; Ascomycota; Sordariomycetes; Glomerellales; Glomerellaceae. The coding region runs from base 1 to 2010 and encodes 669 amino acids. The transcript is spliced from 8 exons. The record is from RefSeq and is a predicted model, not a curated record. Gene Ontology annotation, molecular function: acid phosphatase activity.
AUGGCGCCUCGUCAGGGAGGCUACCUGCGCGUCCCCGGACAGGAGGAGCACUAUUCUCAGCAGAAUCAACAGCAAUCAUCGCCCCGCCGCAGCCGCUCCGGCUCCGCUGGCCGGCGAAAGAAGCCGUUGCCAAGUGAGAAGCCGCUCCCGGCCCUCCCCCCACUGACGUCCACCCACACGGCGGGCUUCGUCGACGUCGACCUCACCGGCGGCAUCGUUAACACGCCCAGCAGCCGCCGCCGUGCCACCAUUGCCAUCGCCUUGGCCCUCGCCGUUGUGGGGUGCAUGCUCGCCUUCGUCGUCCUGGGCUUCGCUUGGGACGGCGGCAGCGUGCAGAGGGGUCCUGGCUUGCUCGGCAGCCUGAAGAAUCUGGACGACUGCCCCUGCAGGCCGGACGACAAUGUGCCGCAGUACUUCCGGACGAGCCCCGAAUUAUGGGCCGGUCCGACAGCGACUGGGAAGCCUGCCUUCAUGGCGCAGACGAGGGUCCUGCCGACGGGGACGUAUGUGCCGAACCAGCCGUUGCAGACGGAUAUCCCGAUCGAGGGCAUGGGGAGUAAGAAUGAAAGCAUUUUCAACAUGAUGGGGUUCCUCACGCCGUACCAGCCGAGUCCCGGGUUCGGAGUGGAUGAGUACGCCUUACCUCCUGGGGCAGAUAUUGUCCAAGUUCAGAUGCUUUCCCGGCAUGGCUCCAGGUAUCCAACCACCGGAUCUGGUGUUGCCAGUUUCGGAGAGCGCAUUGCCAAAGCUGGAAAGACGCUCAAGGCGAAGGGAGUCUUGGAAUUCCUAAACAACUGGAAGUAUCAGCUAGGCCACGAGAUCCUGGUACCUAAGGGACGCCAGGAACUGUUUGAUUCUGGCAUUCUGCACUCAUACAUGUACUCUUCCUUGUACAAUCCCAACAGCAAGAUCAUCGUGCGGACCACUACACAGGACCGAAUGCUGAAAUCAGCCGAAUAUUGGCUGGCUGGUUUCUUUGGUCUGGAGUGGACCAACAACGCCACCAUCGAGGUUAUCAUCGAACAAGACAGGGCCAACAAUUCGCUUGCUGGGUAUUUGAAUUGCCCCAACGCCCGCAAGCAUAACGGAGGCAACGAUGCUGCCAAGGUCUGGAUCUCGAACUAUCUGACUAACGGUAAGCCUGACAUUGCGUUGCCAUUCAAGAAUUCGCUGACGCCUUCAGCUACUGCUCGUCUGCGGGACAUGGCAGAUGGAUAUGACUGGACCAUCGACGACACCUAUGCGGCUCAGACCAUGUGCCCCUACGAGACUGUAAGGGUUGUUGUGAAGGGCGUAGUCGGGGACAAGUUGGCUAACUCGCAUCAGGUCGCCUACGGUUUCAGUCGGUUCUGCGAUCUGUUUACCUACGAGGAGUGGGUGGGAUUCUCGUAUUCUAUUGACCUCAUGUUCGCCGGCAACAACGCCUUCCAGAACCCUGCAGGUCGCGCCGUGGGUAUUGGAUACCAACAAGAAGUCAUCGCUCGCCUCCAGAACCACACCCUAGGCUACUCGGGGUCGCAGAUUAACGUCACACUGGACAACAACACUGUCACCUUCCCGCUGAACCAGAGCCUCUACUUCGACUUUUCACACGACACGAACAUCGCCUCCAUCCUCACGGCCUUCGGGCUGAAGCAGUUUUCGCAGCUGCUCCAGCCAACCCAGUACCCGGGCCCGCACAACUUCACGGUCUCGCACAUCACGCCAUUUGGGGCGCGUCUCGACAUCGAAAUCAUCAAGACGCCCAAGCCGUUCAAGGCCGACCGGUCGGGCUACGAUGAGAAUGGCGGGGAGACCAAGUACGUCCACUUCAUCCUCAACCAGAGGACAGUGCCGCUUGGGUGGAGCUUCCCCGAGUGCGACGUCGAGAGGAAGGACGGGUGGUGCGAGUUUGAGACGUUCUUGCAGGUGCAACAGGAAAUGCCCGAGUUGGCGGACUAUGACAAGGCGUGUCAUGGGGAUAUCGAGACGGUGCCGUAUGGGGUUGUGUACGAUGGCAGGCCCAUGUAA